UAAUUACAUUUUCAAAUGAAGGGUUAAAAAAAGAGAUAAGCCUGGGAUUUCUAAUUCGGGGGCCACGGGACUUCUCCCCUCCAAGUGCAAGUUGUAGCAAUCUGCCGGGUACACGCAUGGGCGGGUCAUACUCCACGGGUUCCGGUUUCCACUCCCCGUGAACCAAAAGCCAAAGAGGCUCACGCACGAGCCCGGAAGUGAGGGAAGGAAGACUUUCGUUCGCAGCCACCUCCCAGCUGGAACCUCAUCCUUAGUGCUCGACCCCGGGCGGUGUUAACUCGGGGUUCCGCCUCGGAAUGCCUCCCACUUCUCUCGUCUAAGAGGAGUAGUAGCAACCUGAGCUCAGAGAGAAGCUAGCGAGCCAAAGACUCUCAGUGGGGAUGCCCAGACGGUGCAUUCCCCACGCCCCUCGGAACCGACUCUCAUUGCUGCUGCUGCAAAAGCGACCGGUCGUGCGCCACCCGCCCGACUGAGGCUGCGCAAGCCCGGGGGUCUGGGUGGGGUGGUCCUCGUGCGCGCCGCGUCGCCGUGGAGACAAGGGCGGGCCCGGCGCGAGACUGGCGUCUAGAGGCGCGCGAAGCGCUGAGGCUGGCGUGGGCCGCGCGGGAGUUACGAAGCAGGUCCCGGACCGCCCUCUCCCGCCGGGUUUUCUCCCAGCGUCAGGCCCGAUGGCUCGGCUUCCCCAGUUAGAAGGGGAAGAUAAAAUACUUUGAUUCAAGAAGAAUCUGCUCACUGUGAAGUGUAUAUCAAGCCACAAUUUCCAUCAAAAAGUGAUUAAGCAGAGGAUGGAGAAGAAGGUUGAUUCCAGGUAUUUUAGGGAUGGUGCAGUUAAGAAACCUUAUUCUGCAAAGACACUGUCCAACAAGAAGUCUUCUGCAUCCUUUGGGAUCCGGAGGGAGUUACCUAGUACCAGUCACCUAGUGCAGUAUCGUGGCACACAUUCUUGUACCCGACAGGGCCGGUUAAGAGAACUGCGCAUCAGAUGCGUGGCCAGAAAGUUCUUAUAUUUAUGGAUUCGAAUGACUUUUGGAAGAGUAUUUCCCUCUAAAGCCAGAUUUUACUAUGAGCAGCAAUUACUACGGAAGGUCUUCGAAGAAUGGAAAGAAGAGUGGUGGGUUUUCCAUCAUGAGUGGAAACUCUGUGUUCGAGCUGACUGUCACUACAGGUAUUACCUGUAUAACCUGAUGUUCCAGACCUGGAAGACCUACGUGCGUCAGCAGCAGGAGAUGAGGAACAAGUACACUAGAGCCGAGGUUCAUGAUGCAAAGCAAAAGAUGCGACAGGCCUGGAAGUCCUGGUUGAUCUACGUGGUUGUUCGUAGGACCAAACUUCAGAUGCAGACUACGGCUCUGGAGUUUAGGCAACGGAGUAUCUUAAGGGUGUGGUGGAGCAUGUGGAGGCAGCAACUAGGACAGGUCCGUGUGAGCCGUGCCCUCCAUGCCUCUGCUGUGAAGCACAGGGCCCUGAGCCUCCAGCUGCAGGCUUGGUCACAGUGGCGGGAACAGCUCCUGUAUGUCCAGAAGGAGAAACAGAAGGUCGUCUCCGCGGUGAAACACCAUCGGCACUGGCAAAAACAGAGAUUUCUGAAGGCCUGGCUUGAAUACCUGCAAGUUCGCAGAGUGAAGAGACAGCAGAAUGAGAUGGCUGAGCGAUUCCAUCAUGUCACCGUGCUCCAGAUACACUUCUGUGACUGGCAGCAGGCCUGGGAGCAGAGGCAGAGCUUGUAUGCCUACCAUGCCCAGGUGGAGAAACUGGCCAGGAAGAUGGCCCUGCGGCGCACCUUUACUCACUGGAAACACUAUAUGCUGCUGUGUGCAGAAGAAGCUGCCCAGUGUGAGAUGGCAGAAGAGCACCACAGGCACAGCCAGCUGUAUUUUGGCUUUAGAGCCCUAAAAGACAAUGUGACCCACGCCCAUCUCCAGCAAAUAAGAAGGAAUCUCGCUCACCGGCAGCAUGGUGUCACGCUGCUGCACAGGUUCUGGAACCUCUGGCAGUCUCAGAUUGAGGAGAAAAAGGAAAGAGAGCAGCUGCCCUUACUGCAUGCUGCCUGGGACCACUACAGGAUAGCACUGCUGUGCAAGUGUAUCAAAUUGUGGCUACAGUAUACCCAGAAGAGGCGGUACAAGCAGCGGCUACAGGCCAGAGCGGAUGGUCAUUUCCAGCAGAGAACCCUGCCUGCUGCCUUCCACACGUGGAAGAGACUCUGGCGAUGGCGCCAGCAGGACAAUGUCCUCAAUGCAAGAGCAACACGUUUCCACAGGGAGACAUUAGAGAAGCAAGUAUUUUCUAUCUGGAGGCAGAAGACGUUUCAGCAUCAAGAAAACCGCCUGGCAGAGAGAAUGGCCAUCCUCCACGCAGAGCGACAGCUUCUGCAUAGGUCUUGGUUCACGUGGCACCAGCAGGCAGCAGCACGUCACCAGGAGCAGGAGUGGCAAACAGCGGCCUGUGCUCACCACCGCCAUGGGCGGCUCAAGAAAGCUUUCUGCCUCUGGAGGGAAAGUGCCCAAGGGCUCAGAGCAGAGAGGACGGGCAGGGUGCGGGCAGCAGAAUUCCACGUGGCCCAGCUCCUGCGCCGGGCCUGGAGCCAGUGGAGGGAGUGCCUGGCCGUGCGGGGGGCGGAGCGGCGGAAGCUGAUGCGAGCAGAUGGGCACCACCAGCAGAGAGUGCGGCACAGGGCGCUGCAGGCGUGGGCGACUUACCAGGGCAGGGUACGGAGCAUCCUCCAGGAGGUGGCAGCCAGAGAGAGCCAGCACAACAGGCAGCUGCUGCGAGGGGCAUUGCGUCGCUGGAAAGAGAACACCAUGGCCCGAGUGGAUGAAGCCAAAAAAACCUUUCAAGCAAGUGCUCAUUACAGAAGGACCAUAUGUUCCAAGGUCCUGGUCCAGUGGCGGGAAGCUGUGUCAGUGCAGAUAUAUUACCGACAGCAGGAGGACUCUGCCAUCUGGGAGGCCCGGAAGAUGCUGGACAGGGGCUGUCUGCGGACCUGGUUUCAGCGCUGGCGGGACUGCAGCCGGAGGUCAGCCCAGCAGAGGCUGCAGCUGGGGAGGGCAGUCCAACACCACCGCCGACAGCUGCUGCUGGAGGGGCUGGCCCGGUGGAAGAUGCACCAUCUGCAAUGUGUCAGGAAGAGGCUCCUGCACAGGCAGAGUACCCAACUGCUGGCACAGAGACUCAACCGGACCUGCUUCCGCCAGUGGAGACAACAGCUGGCAGCCAGGAGGCAGGAGCAGCAGGCGACAGUGCGGGCCCUGUGGUUCUGGGCCUUUUCGCUGCAGGCAAAGGUGUGGGCCACGUGGCUGGCCUUUGUACUGGAAAGGAGGAGGAAGAAGGCGCGGCUGCAGCGCGCGCUCCAGGCCUACCAGGGGCAGCUCCUCCAGGAGGGUGCCACACGGCUCCUGCGCUUUGCAGCCAGCAUGAAGGCCUCUCGGCAGCAGCUGCAGGCCCAGCAGCAGGUCCAGGCUGCUCACAGUCUCCAUCGUGCCGUCCGCCGCUGUGCCACGCUCUGGAAACAGAAAGUGCUGGGCCAGGGCGGGAAGCCUCAGCCCCUGGCAGCCGUCGCACCCAGCAGGAAGGUGACGUUUGAGGAUCCCCUUCUCAACCGCAUUGCCGCUGGGGCUGGGGAUGCCACCGUGGGGACCAAGAGGCCACAGGCUCCUCUGCUUCAGGGAGCUCUGGGCCGCCUGGCUGCUGAGGAGCCCCACGCCCGGGAACUCAACACUGCCCACUCAGCGAGGAAGCAGCCGCGACGCCCACACUUCCUGCUGGAGCCUGCGCAGAGCCAGAGGCCUCAGAAGCCCAAGGAACAUGGCCUAGGUAUGGCUCAGCCAGCAGGCCCCUCCCUGACGCGGCCCUUCCUGGCAGAGGCCCCGACAGCACAAGUCCCACACAGCCCCGUGCCUGGGGCCCUGUCAAGCGCCCCUGGCCCAAAGCAGAUCCCGACGGCAAGCACAGGCCCGGAGCUGCUGCUGCUGCCUCCUUCCUCCUUCAUGCCCUGCGGGGCAGCUGCACCAGCCAGGGCGUCAGCACAGCCGGCUACUCCUAGGGAUAAGCCCCAGGUCCCCCCAUCCCUGGCCAGUGUCCCUGACCCCCAUCUACUCCUUCCUGGGGACUUCUCAGCCACCAGGGCUGGGCCUGGGCUUUCAACUGCAGGCAGCCUGGACCUUGAGGCUGAACUUGAGGGGAUCCAGCAGCAAGUACUGCACUACCAGACCACCAAGCAGAACCUCCGGUCCUGUCAGCGGCAAGCGAGCAGCCUGCGCAGGUGGCUGGAGCUGAGCAGAGAGGAGCCUGGACCCGAGGACCAGGAAGUAGAGCAGCAGGUGCAGAAAGAGCUGCAAGAGGUGGAACUGCAGAUCCAGCAGCUGGCAGAGGAGCUCCAGGCUCAGCGCCAGCCCAUUGGCACCUGCAUUGCUCGCAUCCAGGCCCUGCGGCAGGCCCUGUGCUAGCGUGUUUGCCCCAGGGAUGCAGGUGCUGGGCUGUCGGGGAGGCCUCAGGCCACCUCCAGGAACAGAACACAAAGUUAUAAGUUUUAUUUUUUUAUUUCAAAAUGUUUUGCCAUUAAAUGAAUUACUGUUCA
Mandrillus leucophaeus (drill) is the source of this 4576-nucleotide messenger RNA. It is a transcript of the gene SFI1, whose product is annotated as Sfi1 homolog, spindle assembly associated (yeast). Bases 786 to 4445 code for a protein of 1219 amino acids. The record is from RefSeq and is a predicted model, not a curated record. Gene Ontology annotation, molecular function: phosphatase binding. NCBI's taxonomy places the organism in Eukaryota, Metazoa, Chordata, Mammalia, Primates, Cercopithecidae. The transcript is spliced from 33 exons.